Dalotia coriaria is the source of this 7597-nucleotide messenger RNA. Its product is annotated as receptor-type guanylate cyclase Gyc76C-like. Gene Ontology annotation, cellular component: plasma membrane. The record is from RefSeq and is a predicted model, not a curated record. Gene Ontology annotation, molecular function: protein kinase activity; peptide receptor activity; guanylate cyclase activity. Gene Ontology annotation, biological process: cGMP biosynthetic process; protein phosphorylation; receptor guanylyl cyclase signaling pathway. NCBI's taxonomy places the organism in Eukaryota, Metazoa, Arthropoda, Insecta, Coleoptera, Staphylinidae. The coding region runs from base 1589 to 6073 and encodes 1494 amino acids. The transcript is spliced from 21 exons.
CGCUCGCUCACCGACUGCAUUCGGCCGCAGUGAUCGCCGACUCGCUGACUAGUUACGAGUGCGAUUCGAGAGCGGACGGUUGUUAUAGCCGCACAAAGUUUUUAAUGUGUGCAUGAACGCGAGGCACGGAGCUGCCAACAACGAAACAUCGGAAUCAGCGUGAGAUAAAAUAUGCUCCAAGCUCUGACGACGACGCACGAAGAUUUGUGAUUAUAAUUCGAAAGCACCGGGUGCGAGACUUUGAAAAGUUGUGAAUUGCGCGCGUUGCAUCGAAACGCGGCAAAAGAGAAAUGUGCUGAGGAUUUGUGCACGCUGAACGGAAGAAAGCAAAGAUUGGAAAAGAUUUCCGAAGCAUUCGAGCGGCCGUUUUUAUCAGUGAUCCCGCAUCGUAUGGUAAUGCGCCACGGCGAUGUCCACUCGGACGACAAAACCAUCCUCGGGCGUUGCGCACGUUGGGAAGCGUAACGAAUUAAAUAAAUAAAUAGUAAUAGGAGCCAUCUUCAAUUGGCACCCGUGUUCGACACAGUACAAAACCACAACAUCAACAAAGCCGCGCAUCUCCAGUACAAUAGCGGCGACAGUGCCUGGAUAUUUGUUUGCUACUCAACACGCUCGCCAACGCGCGCGAAAGCUUCUUAAGUCUAUUUGUGGCCAUUUUUAUUAAUAACCAAACAAACCGUGUGGCGGGACGUGAAAAUCGCUUGUCCGCAAAGAGCGCAACAAACGCGAAGCGCGCCGCGCCGCCCGACGAAGAUUCUAUUUUAAAUGCGAUAUUUACAUGCGAUUAGUGAUUAUCAUACGCACACACAUAUGCGUUUAUCAGCGAUAAAGUGCGUUGCUUUUAACGCGCGCGUUGCGCUAAAAGCGCUCAGCGCUGGUUGCGUGCGCAACGUACGAAAUUGAAAUCGAAACGAAGUGCGAUUAUCGAAAAAGCCCAGCGAGAGUGCGCCGGCGUGCGAAAAGAAGAACGCGCGGCCGCACAAGAAAUUCAUUGUUUACUGUCAGCGCUCGCGCCUCGAUUAUUUUCUCGCGUUCUCGUAUUUCUCGAGCGCAGCAAAGGCCGAGUAUCGGGUUGGCCGCUAAUACAACAAAAUACGCCGCGACGAACUCGAAGCGCUUUCGUCUCUCUGUGUGUUGCUGCUGCUGCUUGUUAUUAUUAACUAUACAACUAUAAAUCACGUGAUGUUUGUGCGCGACGCGUAAUUCAGUGUGUACUUAACAGCGGUGGCCGGGCGCAACAAACGCCCGCACGCUCAGCCGCGCACUUGAGAAAUCUCAUGCUAAUUUGUGCUAAGUUUUCGCGACACCAUCGCGCCGAAAUUCACCGCGCGCCGCCCGCUAAUCACAAUAUCUAGUACUAAUAACGAACGCAAAGAACAGCCAGUUGUUUUACUCCUUGGAUCCGGUUGUUGUGAGCUGUGCGUGUGUUGUUAUUGAGAAAAUCACGUAUUUCAAAGUGGAUUAACUUUCCGAGCAACAGCGUCAAGGCAAGAAAAUCGUCCGGGUUACGACCCGGAGUCGCGUCGACAUCUCACAUCACAACUAACACAUGGUGAUCAAAGCAGGUUCUUAAGAGCGCGGGCCGGUCAUGCGCCUCGGUCCGGCCCUACUGGUCGCGCUUCUACAACUCGUCAUCAUCGCCCGGGCCGUACCACAUGACGAGGACGACGAUGCAGCGAAAACGACGGCCGCCGUCGAUGAGGACGGGGCGCUCUCGCGACAAGCUCCCAGCGCCUCCGACGCACCCUGGCCGCACAAGGACGAACGCUUCAACAAAUUGGACGGGCCUCACACACCCUACCAAAUCCUGCAUUCUCCUGAUACGACCAGCGUCAUGCAGCGUCCCCACAAAAAUAUCUCUUCCGAAAAUUACAAAACGACUGAGCCACUGAACAAGAAGACCAAGCUGACUAUCGGGUACCUUACUGCGGCUAAAGGUGGGCUCAAAGAGAGGCAGGGUUUGGCCAUAUCGGGUGCGCUUACAAUGGCCAUCGAGGAGAUUAAUAAUGAUACCAACUUACUACCGAAUGUGACUCUGGUGGUGCGCUGGAACGAUACGAAGGGAGAUACUGUAACGGCAACGCGUGCAAUGACGGAUAUGAUAUGCGACGGAGUCUCGGCGUUCUUUGGGCCCGAGGGUACCUGUCACGUUGAAGCCAUCGUUGCACAAUCGAGAAAUAUACCGAUGAUUAGUUAUAAAUGCUCUGACUAUAAAGCGUCGGACGUGCCGACGUUUGCCAGAACCGAACCGCCAGAUACCCAAGUAACGAAGUCUGUGAUAUCGCUAUUAAAAUACUAUGACUGGAAAAAAUUUUCUAUAAUCUACGAGGAGGAGUGGCAAACGGUCGCAUCGUCUUUGGUGAAGGAGGCUAAGGCGCGCAACAUGACCAUCAACGAUGUGCGAUCUCCGAUGGACAAGUACAAAUGCUGCGAACUCAAUCUACCGUGCUGUUUAAGCGGCUAUUGGUUUCAAUUUAUUCAGGAUACUAAAAACAAAACGCGAAUUUACGUGUUUUUGGGUUCGACAAUGUCGCUCAUAGAACUGAUGACUACAAUGCAUACGGCACAACUGUUUGAAAAAGGGGAAUACAUGGUAAUCUACGUCGAUAAAAACACUUAUUCCGACAAGGAAGCACACCGAUAUCUGUGGAAACCCGAAGUUCUAUCCAAAUACAAUUCGUGCCACGAGCAUCAGCAUAAUUUCGACAAACGCGGCAAGAGUUUAUUCGUAAUAGUACCGACUGCCCCGACCGAUAAUUAUGAAAAGUUUACGGAAAGGGUGCGCGAGUACAACACAAAAGAACCAUUUAAUUUCCCAGUGCCAAAAAUAUUUCAAAGCUACAAUAUCCAAAAGUUUGUUUCUAUAUACGCGUCCUAUUUGUACGAUUCGGUGAUAUUGUACGCCACUGCAUUGAAUGAGCUGCUUAAGCGCGAAACGAUGUUAACGGAUAAGCUCAUCGAAGAGGUGGCGAACAACGGAACGAAAAUCGUCGAAACUAUAAUUGGAUUGGGUUCGUACAAAAGUAUAACAGGAGCAACGAUGAAAUUAGAUAGAAACGGCGACUCUGAGGGAAACUUUUCCGUCUUGGCGUUCACACGUUUAUCCAAUCCACAGGAAUACGCUGUCAAUAACAAUUUCACGUGUUUGUAUCAGAUGCGGCCGGUCGGCCAAUUCCAACAAGGCGAAUUUCCAGAUUAUCAAAUCUAUCCGAAUGUAAAAAUCGAAUGGCCCCAAGAUUCGCGACCCAACGACGAGCCGAGUUGUGGUUUCAACAACGAAAUGUGCCAGAAGAGCGACUCACAUAUGAACAGCAUAAUUGUGGCCGGCACCCUAGCUAUCGUUCUAUUCUGUGCAUGCGUCAUCACGAUGAGCAUCUACCGAAAGUGGAAGAUCGAACAGGAAAUCGAAGGGUUGCUGUGGAAGAUCGACAAAAGCGACUUGACCAGCUACUUCGAUCGCGACAUGCUCACGUCGCCUAGCAAAAUGAGUCUCUAUAGUGUCAGCGCGACUUCGUUUGAAUCCCGUGGAGGUGCUCAGGUGUUUGCUCGAACCGUCCAAUACAAGGGGCUCGUCGUCCGCAUCAAGGAGUUGACAUUCACGCGAAAGAAGGACAUCUCACGUGAUGUAAUGAAGGAAAUGCGAUUACUACGAGAACUGCGGCAUGAUAAUAUCAAUUCGUUUAUUGGCGCAUGUGUCGAACCAAUGUCGAUUUUACUAGUCACUGAUUAUUGUGCCAAAGGAAGCUUAUACGAUAUUAUCGAGAACGAGGACAUCAAAUUGGACAAAAUGUUUAUCGCAUCUUUAGUCCACGAUCUCAUUAAGGGCAUGAUGUACAUCCACAAUUCCAUGUUAACAUAUCAUGGAAAUCUUAAGUCUUCGAAUUGCGUGGUGACGAGCAGAUGGGUGCUGCAAGUGACCGAUUUUGGUCUUGCCGAAAUGCGACAUUGGGCCGAAAGCGAAAACGUUGGCGAACACCAGUAUUAUAGAAGUUUGUUAUGGAAAGCUCCAGAAUUUCUUAGAAAUCCGAAUGCGUAUAUUAAAGGCACCCAGAAAGGCGACAUUUAUGCGUUUGCCAUUAUCUUCUAUGAAAUUAUUGGUCGAAAGGGGCCUUUUGGUUCAACAGACUACGAACCACGAGACAUAAUUGAGAAAGUGAAAGAAAUUCCAAUUGAAGGUCAGGAACCAUUUCGACCCGACUUAAAUUUGUUACUAGAGACAAUGGAACUUGUAAAUCCUUCAGACGGUUAUGUCCUUCAAGUAAUGCGAGAUUGUUGGGCGGAACGGCCAGAAGAUAGACCAGAUUUCCAUGUUGUACGGUCUAGACUGAAGAAAAUGAAAGACGGAAAGAAUCGAAAUAUCAUGGACCAAAUGAUGGACAUGAUGGAAAAAUACGCCGAUCACUUGGAGGAUCUAGUCACUGAGCGCACGCAAUUGCUGCACGAAGAAAAAUUGAAAACAGAAGAUUUGUUACAUCGUAUGCUACCGAAACCUGUUGCUGAACGCCUGACAAUGGGUUACGGAGUUGAACCGGAGUGGUUUGAUUUAGUCACAAUUUAUUUCAGUGACAUCGUCGGCUUCACGGCGAUGUCUGCGGAAAGUACCCCUUUGCAAGUAGUUAAUUUCUUAAAUGAUCUCUAUACAGUAUUUGACCGCAUCAUUAAAGGAUACGACGUUUAUAAAGUUGAAACAAUCGGUGAUGCAUACAUGGUGGUUUCCGGCUUGCCACUGCGGAACGGCGAGCGUCACGUAGGUGAAAUUGCGUCCAUGUCAUUAGACCUUUUGUCGGCCGUAAAUAAUCAUUCAAUAUCGCACAGACCCAACGAAACUCUUAAACUACGUAUUGGUAUCCACACAGGACCCGUUGUGGCUGGCGUUGUUGGAUUAACCAUGCCACGUUAUUGUCUAUUCGGGGACACGGUGAACACCGCCUCGCGAAUGGAGAGUAAUGGAGAGCCAUUAAAGAUUCACAUCAGUCCACAGUGCAGGGAUGCAUUAGAGAAACUUGGUGGGUAUGUUGUGGAGGAACGCGGUUUGGUGGUCAUGAAAGGCAAGGGUGAAGUGAGAACGUAUUGGCUGCAAGGAGCAACCGAGAAUGCAGUGCAACGACGGGAGGUGGACCUUGGCGAAUUGCCGCCGCUUUUCUGUCGACCUAGGAAAAGUCCCAAACUGAACACGGAUAGUCGGCAAGCGUCCUUCUGUGGCAACCUUGGUGGUUUUGGAGGGUUGAACAGCCGUCGGCAUUCCAGCGUACCAAGAGAUACAUAUUGCUGUGAUAAAGGAGAGAAUUGUUUACAAGGUGCCAGCAUAGAUGUGGAUAGCUCGUCAACGUUGCACAAUGCUAGUCCGGUACCUUCGCGCAUUCCGUUCCGCAAUCGGCACGUGCUACAGGUGCCCGACGGCGGGUCAAAAGGGACGCUCAACAACUCUACGUUCGGUAGUCAACUGAUUGAACCGGGCGAUGUGACGAAGGACGGACUUCGACCACGUCGUGCGCUGUCAAGCAUUGCGUCCAGUUCUGAUGAUCCGCACAAGAGUCAAACAGUACUUACCAAAGUGCGCGAGUGCAAAUCUUUGGACCCGUUGCCGUUUAUUAAACCUAAGGGUAAGAAGUUUGUGCCAACUCUGAAACGCAGCGAACCCGUGUUGACCGACUUUGAUUGUGGCGACUCGAGCAUCAAGAUCAUUGCGAUACCUGAUGACAAACCCCUGAAUAACAACUGUCCGAACGGUAACGCCAUAUUAAGCCACGAGGACAGUUUGUAUGAAGACGCCGUUAUGCCACUACUGAAAGAGAAGCAACAGGUAACAAUUCAGCGGCGCCGCAGCGGUAGUUUUGAGGGCUGUGACGACAGCGCGUCGAAAAAAUGGCGAUCACUAGACUGUGUGUCGGGUACAUGUCCACAGUCUAACAACGUCGAGGAACCGAAAAAGAACCUUGGCACGAAACUGCGCUGGUUGAAUAGUCUUUUCAACGGAAACGGAAUGAGAUCUAGUAAUUCGUCGCUGCGAAAGGGUGUUGCCCCCGUUAUGGACUACAACAGUUUGCAAGCGGAGAAUGAAAGUAUAGUAUAAGGUGUAACGUUUAUAUGAUUGAUCUACUUCAAUUUGCAAUUUGCAUUUGGGUUGGUACAAAAAACGAAUACAUUUGUGUUUGCUGUGGAAACUUGCAUUUACAUUUUGCACAAGAUGAGGAUGUUUGCAAAGUGAACAUUUUUCCAACUAAAAUUGCCUGAUAUACUAAAAUGGAUAAUUUGCCAAUUCAUCAAGGGCCCUGAAUAAUUAACAACAUUUCAAUUUUAAUUAUUGUUGAAUUGGAUAAAUAUUGGAUAGUCACUUUAUAAUGUAAUUAACUUUAAAUUCUUGUUGUUCGUUAUUGUUGGUUGAUGUUACAGAGGAAAAAUGAAUCCUUUAUAACUUGAUGUGCUUAAUGUUUUAAAGAUGUAUUUAUCAUCCAUUCAAAAAAAAAAAAACGUAUAUUAUCGUGCAAGUUCAAAGUUAUUAAUGUUAAAUAGAGCAACUUGAUUAUUGAUUAGCUCUCUAACAAUCUUGGCAAAUUUAAUAAAUUUGGACUUGUUUAAUAAUAUCGCAGACAAAAUUUGAUUAAAUAAGUAAUUGUGAAAAUAUUUGCUUUAUCUAAUGGAAUAUAACACGGUUUUGCCACAACAUUGUCGGAAAGGCAAGUUUCAAAAUCUUGGUUUGUCAAUUCUAUUUUAAUGCGGUCUUAAAUUGUAUGCAACGUUUUAUUUUCGACGCUUUGACAAUUCGUCCCAAAAUUUUCAAUGAUUUUUACGAGCGUUACCAAUUUUCUUUUAAAUUAACCAGAUUUAAUUAUAUAUGUACAACUGAAAUAUGAAUAAUAUCAGCAUGUGCAAAUUUUUAUGUAUUUACAAAUUCAAUGUGAUUUAAUUUACUCGAAUGGUUGAAUGGAUAACUUAUUCUGGUUUAAUGUAGGGAAUGCCAGAUAUAUACUGCUACAAUUAUGGUAUGAUCAUUAAUACGUCAAAUACUUCUACAUACAAGGAAGCGUUACUCUAAUUUAAUAUUUUUGUCUGAGCCUGAUAGGCACAUCCACUAUUCUACAGUAACUAAUUUUACAUUAUGAUAUAGGCGUUAAAGAGAAGGGGCAAGUUGCUUGUUUUUUUGAAAUGGCUGUGACUUGUUCAUUUGUACAUAGAUAAAAAUUUUCCUCUGUCUCUUUUGUGUUAACAUGUUUGCUCGAUUUUAUUGCUUAUUUUCGCACGUCAUAUCUAUGUUUAUUAUUUUGUAAAGACCAUAAUAGAAGUAAGAGUAUGGAUUCUUGAUAAAGUGAUUUUGCAAAUAUGUUAAAUAUAAAAUGUAAUGAAAAAAAAUUAGAUAAUAUCUGUGCCAUUAACUUAUUAUUAAUAAAUUAAAAACACGUGUAAAUGUAUAGGUGCAUAAAAAUAACGAAAAAACAUGUUUGUGGGGCAGUAUGAGGAGGAGAUUAUACUUUAUGUAUAUAGAAAUUAAUUAAGUGUUAAUUAAGAGACGGUAAAUUGAAGAAGACAAAGCAUGAUUGUGUAAAUUUAAUGUCAUCUUAGAAUAUUGUUGAAAUAAAUACGCAUAUUUAUUUAUUAA